Messenger RNA from Diachasma alloeum, 1550 nucleotides. Its product is annotated as putative inorganic phosphate cotransporter. Gene Ontology annotation, cellular component: plasma membrane. The record is from RefSeq and is a predicted model, not a curated record. The coding region runs from base 159 to 1484 and encodes 441 amino acids. Gene Ontology annotation, molecular function: transmembrane transporter activity. Lineage: Eukaryota; Metazoa; Arthropoda; Insecta; Hymenoptera; Braconidae. The transcript is spliced from 7 exons. Gene Ontology annotation, biological process: monoatomic anion transport; transmembrane transport.
GUAUGGGAUAUUGGAUGAAUAUUCAUAAUAAAAAAAAUUUUGAAGCGCAAUGAAACUGUGAAUGCAUUCAAAAACAACAAAUCGGAUUGGGUGCAAGGCAUUGCCAAUGUCUUCUGCUCUUCCUGGGCCUGGCGCUGGGCUACGCUAACCGGAUAUGCAUGUCAAUAGCUGUUGUUGCAAUCGAGAAAGAAGAAGUUGGAUUGGAUUCCGGCAAUGUUGGCACGAUCCUGAGUUCAUUCUUCUGGGGUUACACAGUGAUGCAGAUACCAUCUGGCUAUUUAGCAAGAAUAUGGAGUGCUAAAAUGGUCUUAGGAAUUGGUAUACUGAUAAAUGGACUCGGUGGUCUUUUAUGUCCAAUUGUAUACGACGAAGGUGGCUGGCUAUAUCUGUGUGCAUGCAGAGUUAUCAUGGGACUGUGCCAGGCCUGUCUUCUGCCCUGUAUUCACACUCUACUGUCCAAAUGGGUACCACCGAACGAACGAGGACGACUGGGCACUAUAACUUACGCUGGAGCACAAUUUGGUACAGUUAUUUCAUAUCCGAUAUCUGGCACUCUGAUUGAUGCCGCCGGAUGGAGAAGUGUCUUCUAUUUCUUCGGGGUUGCUGCCAUCACUUGGUCGUUAAUUUUUUUCUUCAUUGGGUCUGAUUCGCCAACUGCAUCAGCUGAGAAAGUUUUCUGUGGUAUCAGUGAGCAUGAGAGGAAGUAUAUCGAGAGCAGUCUCGGAGUUUUUGAGGAACAGGACGCCGAUGAUGAUAGAAGGAAAUCAAAGACACCUUGGAGAGCUAUAUUGACUAGUGUGCCGUUCUGGGCACUUGUUAUUGUUCACUGUGGACAGAAUUGGGGAUUCUGGAUGUUACUCACUGAAAUGCCGAUCUAUAUGGCUGGAGUACUGGGAUUCGAUAUCAAAGAGAAUGGACUGAAAUCAGCACUUCCAUACGUGACGAUGCUGCUCCUGACGUUCCCAGUGAGCUGGCUCUCAGACUGGAGUGAGAAGAGAGGAGUAUCACGUGGAUUACUCCGCAAAAUAUGCAAUACAAUUGGUCACUGGGGCCCAGGACUUGCUCUAGUUGGCAUUUGCUUCGUAGCACCUGGUGACACGGUCCUACCAGUUAUACUAUUGGUACUCGCUGGUGGAUUGAACGUUGGGGCUAUCUGUGGAUUCCAGAUCAAUCACAUGGAUCUGAGUCCCAAAUAUGCUGGGCUACUAGUGUCAUUCACCAACUGCGCUGCGUCAAUCGUUGCCCUUUUGGCACCUCUGAUUGUUGGCAGCAUGGUUCCUGAUUCGACAAGUGCAGAUCAGUGGGCGAUAGUUUUCUACAUGUCGGGAGGCAUCUACUUCCUCGGUAAUCUGAUCUUCAUACUAUUCGGGAGUGGUAAGACCCAGUGGUGGGACAACAGUGAACACUCGAACAAACAUGACGACGACAAGUUCCUGAGGCCGCGAGCAUCCUCGAUCGUUCCUGGUGAUGCCAUACUGCCUUAAGGGGAGACGGAACCCCUUUGUCUACAUCAAAUCUUAGAAUUGUGUUUUCUCCUACAAUUAUUAAUU